AUGUCACCACGCCUCGUUCGCGCCCUGCGAUCUGGCACCACCCGGCAUGUCUUCCAUGCUCCAGCUUCCUACCGCUGUUUUUCGUGCGCACCCAUCGUCCGGGAGCAGACGAAGCCCCAACAGGAUGAACGCAUGACACACUUUGGGUUCACCAAUGUGCCCGAAUCCGAGAAGGAGUCGCGAGUGGGUGCCGUCUUCAGCUCCGUCGCAGCCUCCUACGACACGAUGAACGACCUCAUGUCCCUGGGUAUCCACCGUCUCUGGAAAGACCACUUCGUGCGCUCCCUCAACCCAGGUUCCUCCCUGCCCGCGCGUGACCCCUCCGCCCAAAAGGGCUGGAACAUCCUCGACAUCGCCGGCGGGACCGGCGACAUCGCCUUCCGCAUGCUCGACCACGCCACAAACAUCAACCACGAUCUCGACACCCGCGUGACGAUCAGCGAUAUCAAUGCCUCCAUGCUCGCUGAGGGUCGCAAGCGCUCCGUACAAACACCCUACUACAACACGCCGCGCCUCUCCUUCCUCGAAGCCAACGCCGAAAGCAUACCCUCCAUCCCGUCGGACUCGAUUGAUUUGUACACCGUUGUCUUUGGGAUUCGCAAUUUCACGGAUAAGCAGGCGGCGCUGAAUGAGGCCUUCCGGGUUCUUAAGCCUGGCGGUGUUUUUGCGUGCAUGGAGUUCAGCAAGGUCGAUAACCCGCUCUUUGAUGCGGUGUAUAAGCGUUGGAAUUUCAGUGCUAUCCCCCUCAUCGGGCAGAUCGUCGCUGGUGACCGCGAUAGUUACCAGUAUCUGGUGGAGAGCAUUGAGCGGUUUCCUAGCCAGGAGGAGUUCCGGGGUAUGAUCCAGAAGGCUGGGUUUAUGAUUCCGGGGCAAGGGUAUGAGAAUUUGACGGGUGGAAUUGCGGCAAUUCAUAAGGGAAUUAAGCCCAUUCACAAGGCUUGA
Penicillium lagena is the source of this 942-nucleotide messenger RNA. RefSeq names its product class I SAM-dependent methyltransferase. Bases 1 to 942 code for a protein of 313 amino acids. Gene Ontology annotation, molecular function: methyltransferase activity. The transcript is spliced from 2 exons. Gene Ontology annotation, biological process: ubiquinone biosynthetic process. The record is from RefSeq and is a predicted model, not a curated record. NCBI's taxonomy places the organism in Eukaryota, Fungi, Ascomycota, Eurotiomycetes, Eurotiales, Aspergillaceae.